Poeciliopsis prolifica (blackstripe livebearer) is the source of this 1129-nucleotide messenger RNA. RefSeq names its product caveolin 4b (gene cav4b). Gene Ontology annotation, molecular function: molecular adaptor activity. The coding region runs from base 245 to 826 and encodes 193 amino acids. Lineage: Eukaryota; Metazoa; Chordata; Actinopteri; Cyprinodontiformes; Poeciliidae. The transcript has 4 exons. The record is from RefSeq and is a predicted model, not a curated record. Gene Ontology annotation, biological process: caveola assembly. Gene Ontology annotation, cellular component: caveola.
AGACACAAGAAAUAAGUCGUACAGUACCACAUUAGCACUUCUAUCACUCUAAAGACCUAGUAGAGCACUGUUGAUGUUGGUGUGCUUGGUGAAUAUGGCAUAUAAUCUCUGAAGUGCUUGGUAAUGAAUCUGAUGAUCUUUGUAACGUUUUCGAUUAACUUGCUGCAGUCUGUCCCUUCUCUCUGCAAAAAAAAAAAAUCUCUUUACUGAUACAGGACUAGGAAAGCGUUUUAAGUGAGCAAAGAUGAUGAUGGUGAGCGAUGAUUGUCUGGUGGAGUGUAAGAUUGAUGACAGUGAUGAGGAACAGGUGAACACUCCUCCUCCUCCCCCAGAAUUUGCAUCGAAAGCUUCAACUCCAGCUCCAAUAGACCCAACCCCUCCCGCAAAUUCUCCGACUCCCGCUCCAACCCGACCUGUCAACAGAGACCCACAUGGCAUCAACCAACACCUUAAGGUGGAGGUCAGAGAUGUUCUGGCUGAACCUACCACUCCUCAUAGCCUAGAUGGUGUGUGGACCUACAGUCAGGUUGGUUUUGAGAGGACUCGCAUCUGGACCUAUCGCUGCCUCUCCUUGCUGUUCGCUGUGCCUCUUGCUUUCCUGUGCGGACUCUUCCUAGCCGUCCUUGCCUGCUUACGUGUCUGGUUCCUGGUUCCCUGCAUACAGCUGAGCAACACCUUCCUGCCCUGCUUGCGCUCCUUGUUUAUAUGUGCUGUGAAUGUCUUCAUCUCCCCCUUCUGUAUGUCUCUGGCACUCUGCUGCACUCAGAUCUCCAUCUCACUGUCCAACAAAGACUUGGAUCGAAAGAAAGACAAAGACACUGUGUGAAUGUAAAGAAAAAACAAGAAACAAAACACUGUGCGUCCUACAUUAAUCCGCCAGCUAUAUUUCCUCGCUAAACCAAGGAAUCUUGACUGAAGAAGUGUGUGAAUGGGAAGCAGAGUGCUUUUAUUUAAAUGCACAUGAUUUUUUUUUAUUCUAAGUUUUAAAAUUAUUUUAUUGAAAUAAAUUCUUUUCAUAAGUCUUGUGAAAAAAAUUGUUCUUAAUGUAUUGUCCUAUUUUAUUUAUUAUUUAUUUUUUUAAAUCAUUGGUAAAUAUGUGAUUAUAGGCUUGUAUAAUUUAUUGUAUGAU